AUGGCCGUCCCACCAGCGUACCACGAAUCCCUCCCAUACAUCGACCCCGAACCCUCCCCAGAAGCCCUCACCGCCGCCCGCGCCCUCAUCGCCGCCGAGCAAUCCACCUUCUCCCCUCCACCAUCCUCUUCCUCCUCCACUUUGCCAGAACCAACCUUCUCGCCCGCCAUCGCCGCCGAACUCGCCCGCAUCGCAUCCUCCCAACCCUCCCAACCCCUCGACCUCUCCCGCUACGAAGCUCAAGAACUCCCUCCCCCUCCUCCCAAAAAAUCAACGCGCUCCAAAAAGUCAAAAACCUCAUCAUCCUCCUCCUCCGCAGCAGCAGUAGAAGCAUCAAGGCAACCCCUCUCAAACGCCUUCAUCUCCUCCUCCUACCUCUUCUCCCGCGCCCAAAACCUGUCCCUCCUCGACUCCCACGGCAAAAACGCCUGGCUCCUCGGAAACUACCACCUCGAGGCCGAGCUCCGCAGCCUCGAGCGCGACCUCGCCGCCACAAAACGCGACAUGGACCUCCUCAACGCCGCCCGCGCGUCCCGCCAGAACGACGUCAAAGGCGAGAUGCAAGGCCUGGAGCAAAACUGGCGCGAGGCCGUCGGCAGGGUUCUCGAGACGGAAAUCGCCGUCCAGGAGCUCAGGGAGCAGAUACGACAGGAGCUGAGGAGCAGGGCUUCCGCUGCUGAGCAUGCUACUGCCUAA
This is a messenger RNA of Trichoderma aggressivum f. europaeum, 696 nucleotides long. RefSeq lists its product as uncharacterized. Lineage: Eukaryota; Fungi; Ascomycota; Sordariomycetes; Hypocreales; Hypocreaceae. The transcript is spliced from 2 exons. The coding region runs from base 1 to 696 and encodes 231 amino acids. Gene Ontology annotation, biological process: mRNA processing. The record is from RefSeq and is a predicted model, not a curated record. Gene Ontology annotation, cellular component: precatalytic spliceosome; Prp19 complex; catalytic step 2 spliceosome.